UUUCAGCUCGCAAUGUGACCGAAAGUAGUCCGUACGUGCCUCUGUGCACAUCCGCGGCCCGUGUCAAUGGCCUGGUAGAGAGAGGUCAGGCGAGGCGAGUGUAUCUCGGUGGGAAGCGGGGUGCAGAUUCGGAACAGGAGGGAGAAAAUGCGGCGCAGGGUGACGGGCAGGGUGAUGGAACUGCUAAUGCUCGGCCGCGGCGGAGCGACCAGGAUGACCGGCCUUCUGCUCCUGCCGUCAUCCGCGAAAACAUCCGGCCUGCUGUCGGCUGUGGAGAACGGCGUGCAGCGGAGGUUUCGCUCCACGUCCUCCAUGUCAACCUACUCCGAACUGGCCAGGGAGAGGUCAAAAACCGUUACCUCGUUUUAUAACCAGUCGGCCAUCGAUAUCUCCGCGGAGAAGCCUUCCGUCAGACUUACACCUGGGACGUUACUCUAUGCAGGAAAGUCUCCGGAUGGAAACCACAUACUGAGCAGCGCUCGGUACCUACAUAAAGAACUGCCGGUGCGUAUCGCUCAUCGCAUCAAGGGCUUCCGAAGCCUGCCUUUUAUCAUCGGGUGCAACCCAACCAUCCUGCAAGUGCACGAGCUUUAUAUCCGCGCCUAUCACAUGCUGAGCGACUUUCCAGCGAUUAAAGACCAGGAGACAGAGGCUCGUUACAGCAAGCUAGUCCAACAGCUCCUCGACGACCACAAAGAUGUAGUCACCAUGCUCGCAGAAGGAUUCAGGGAAUGUCGCAAACACAUCCAGGAUGAAAUGCUGGUUCGUAAUUUCCUGGACACAACGCUGACGUCUCGUCUGGGCAUUCGCAUGUUGGCCACGCACCACUUGGCUCUGCACGAGGAGAACUCGGACUACGUGGGCAUCGUCUGUAGGCGUCUGUCUCCUAAAAAGAUCAUUGAGAAAUGGGUGGACUUUGCAAGGCGACUCUGCGAGCACCAGUAUGGAAGUUCUCCCCGCGUCCGCAUCAACGGUCACGUGGCUGCCCGUUUUCCGUUCAUCCCCCUGCCUCUGGAUUACAUCCUGCCCGAGCUCCUAAAGAACGCAAUGAGGGCCACUAUGGAGAGCCAUUUGGACACCCCGUACAACGUCCCUGAUGUGGUGGUUACCAUUGCCAACAACGAUACUGACUUUGUCAUCAGGAUUUCCGAUCGUGGCGGAGGCAUCCCCCACAGCAUCACAGACAAAGUGAUGGACUAUCACUUCAGCACGGCCGAACAGAGCACGCAGGAUCCGCGCAUGAGCAACCUCUUCAACACCAUGACCAACAGCGGCCCUCAGUCUGGCCCGAUGCACGGGUUUGGCUUCGGCCUCCCUACAUCCCGAGCGUACGCCGAAUACCUGGGUGGCUCCCUCUCCAUCCAGUCCAUGCAGGGCAUCGGCACGGACGUUUACCUGCGCCUGCGCCACAUCGACGGGAAAGGCGAGAGCUUCAGGGUGUGACGCGGUGGCACUGGCACUGGAAUCGCCACGGACUCAUCAGCCGGAGACCCGGAAGCUGUCGACGGUCCUUCGCUCCUUUCGUUUCAUUUAUCACGUUUUGCAUUUUGUAUUGCAUGAAAGAGUCUGGAAUGAACUCUGAGACGUUGCCGGUCUGACUGGACUCGUGUGUAUCUGAGGUCACUGAAGGAGAAGAUAGACGGUCUGCUCACGACUAUGAUCUCCUCUCUCGGUUCGCUUUAGGAUAAAAACUGAACUUUUAAAGGGCUGAAAGCUCUUUUUGGAGGACUGACGCUGAGGGGGGAAGGUUUAUGGUCGGUUAUAAAUGACCGUCCAUACAGAGAAAGCCUGUGGAUUGUAAAGCCUUAUGGAAAUGUUGAUCAGCCUGCUUCUUGUUCUCUGCACCAGCCCAGUGUUUAACCAUAAUCUCUGUAUGAUUCACAUAUUGACAAAUGACACAAUGGUUCUUUAUUAUUUCUUUUUUGGCUUGUUUGUCAUAUAAAAUUAUAAAACAUUUGAGAAUAGUUUGACUCUCUUGUGUAGAUCUGAUUUGGUUUUGCUACAUUCCAAUAGCAAAUAGUCACUAUUACUGUACAAUUAAAAUAAAUGACUAAUAACUGUUCUUAUGAAGGAUAUUUUGAGAAAUGGGUUCUGCUUCAACAGGGUGCUGCUUGUAUUGAAGGACAAUAUUGAUUUCUGGCAGAGGUUUGCCCUCUGGUGAUGAAACCUUAAACUACCACUCUCACCCAAGCUAUUGGAUAAUUUGUUGUAAUGCUGUAUUCCGUGUUGAAGCUAACCAACAUAAGCAUUUUACCAUAGUUUUUUUUGUUUUGGUGAACAUAUUCGGCCAAAUUAUCGUGCGAGAUGUUCUGAAUGAUAUACAUGGGAUCAUUUUAUUCACUUAUUUGUUCUUGGUUUUGUUUUUUCUCCCAUAGAUGCCAAUUUUGCAUAGCUUCUUUAAGGGCAUUAAAACCGUUUCAAAUCUG
Trichomycterus rosablanca is the source of this 2426-nucleotide messenger RNA. It is a transcript of the gene bckdk, whose product is annotated as branched chain ketoacid dehydrogenase kinase. The transcript is spliced from 11 exons. Gene Ontology annotation, cellular component: mitochondrion. The coding region runs from base 148 to 1443 and encodes 431 amino acids. The record is from RefSeq and is a predicted model, not a curated record. Gene Ontology annotation, molecular function: pyruvate dehydrogenase (acetyl-transferring) kinase activity. NCBI's taxonomy places the organism in Eukaryota, Metazoa, Chordata, Actinopteri, Siluriformes, Trichomycteridae. Gene Ontology annotation, biological process: regulation of glucose metabolic process; protein phosphorylation.